AGGUUGCGCCGCCUUUUAUGAUUGUAGUUUUCUUCUUUUCUUUUUUUUUACUGCAAGACAAAACUGGAAAAAGAACGUCACAUGUUGUUUUUCUCUCCAGCGCAGUCACUGUGGCGUUAUUUGGUGCUCAACUGUUGCAGAUAGCGGACGGGAAUAUCGGGUCAUGGAAUAAGUAAGCGGAUUCUCGGUGCUUUGGAAAAUAGCGCAAAACAACUUCUCUCAAAGUAAGUGAAGCGUGCGCAUCAGAAUGGCGAGUCCCCAAACGAAUGGAGGACACUUGUUGUCUAAUGUGACCAAUAACAGUAAUAACAUUAAGAAAUGUGGAUAUCUAAAGAAACAGAAGCAUGGACACAGACGUUUUUUCGUAUUGAGAGAACCCAGCGAGAGUUUUCCUGCGCGGCUGGAAUACUACGAGAGCGAGAAGAAGUGGCAAAACAAGUCGGCUGCUAAAAGGGUGAUACUGCUGGACUCCUGUCUUUGCAUAAACAAGCGAGCUGACUCCAAGCACAAACACCUCAUCGCCUUUUACACCAAGGACGAAUACUUUGCAGUGGCAGCCGAAAACGAGCAGGAGCAGGAGAGCUGGUUUCGAGUGUUGUCGGAUUUGAUCGAAGAGGGGAAAGUCUAUGACAGCCCCGCGUCUAAUUCCACCUCUCUUUUCUGUUUCGAGGAGGCGAAUUGCAGUAUGAUCACGCCGGCCACUGCCUCUUGCAAGGAGGUAUGGCAAGUGAAUUUGAAAUCCAGAGGACUGGGUCAAACAAAACAUUUGACAGGGGUGUUUAGGCUGUGUUUAUCCAGUCGGACUAUCAGCUUUGUGAAACUGAACUCGGAGGUUGCAGCUGUCAGUCUACAGCUCAUGAAUAUCCGGAGAUGUGGCCACUCCGACAGCUUUUUCUUCAUCGAGGUUGGUAGGUCAGCUGUCACUGGCCCCGGUGAGCUCUGGAUGCAGGCGGAUGACUCGGUGGUUGCGCAAAACAUCCACGAGACCAUCCUGGAGGCGAUGAAAGCCAUGAAAGAGCUGUCAGAAUCAAGACCGCGCAGCAAGAGUCAGGCGGCUAGCACCAACCCCAUUUCCGUGCCCACAAGACGCAACUUGAACAAUCUGCCCCCAAGUCAGACAGGGUUGGUGAGGAGGUCGAGAACAAACAGCAUAGUGGCCACAUCCCCAAUGAGCAAGUUCACAUCCUGUCGGAUAAGGACAGCUAGUGAGGGGGAUGGCAGCAUGGUCAGGCCAGUGUCUAUGUCAAUAUCUAUGAGCGGGAGCCCCACCAGUCCCUUCUCCAACCGGAACCCUCUGAGCAGGUCCAAUACGCUCUCCACUGGUCGCACCUGCCGGAUACUGGAGUCCAGCCUCCAGCACAGCCGCUCCAUGCCCAUCUCCAACUCCCCUCCCACAGUCUGCAGUUCCAUCUGCCUCUCCCCCAUGAGUGGGACCCUCCCCACCCCUGUUGCGGUCCACCGCCCCUUCAGCUGCAGCGCCUCUAUCUCAGGCUCCCUCAGCGACGCAAGCUUCAUGCUAUGCAACGAGCACAGCUCCAGCCCAGGCGACACCUCCAGGCUCCUACCCCUCACCAGGAGUGACACCCACGACUCCCUCUCCAGCACUCCUCCCUCCCGGGAGAUCAACGACCUCUGUGGCUACAUGAUUAUGGACAGGACGAAUGACCAACGGCAGGUGUGCCAGGAGGAGGACUUGACAUCGGGGAAGGCGUACAGGAAGAGGACAUACUCCCUCACCACACCACGCCAUCAGAGGGUGCCCGCCCAGCUGUCCUCAGCCUCGUUGGAUGAGUACACCUUAAUGCGGGCUGCCCACCACACCAACAGCGGGCACCACUCCGGGCGCAGCUCCACCUCCGCCUCCCCAAAGGUGUCCUACCCCAAAUCCAAUGGUAACCAAGUAGGGGAUGAUGGCUAUAUGCCUAUGAUGGCGGGCGUGGCAGCCCCGCCCGGGGGUAACCACAGCAAGGCAGAUGCUUACAUGCCCAUGAGCUCCAUGUGUGUCUCGGCUCCCAAGCAGAUCAUUAGCCCCUGUGCCCAAAACCACCAGUACGAGGCCGGCGACCAGACCAACUCACCCAGCAGCGGAGGCUCCUUGGAGGACAGUGGCUACAUGAGGAUGUGGUGUGGCUCCAAGUCGUCCGUUGAAAGCCCAGACAGCCGCUCGACCUACAUGAACAUGUCCCCUCGCAACGCCGCUUACACCACCUCGCAGACCCCCCCGGACUACUUCCUAGACCAGCUUCCGGGUGGUGAGCCUUCCAUCACACCCAUCUACUCCACAGACUCCCUGCCACGCCCCGUCAAACUCCACCAGGCUUCCAAGGAGGCGGGGGACACUGGUGACCAGUACGUCCUGAUGAGCCCGCAAGGCCAUCAGUCGCUAGGUAGGGAGUCAGACAACUACUACUCGGUGAUGACCAAUCCGGCCCCGCCCAACUCCUCGGUGCCCUCGCCCAUCAGACAUAGCCGGGGGACUGAGAGCCUGACGUCCCACCGGGGGAGGAUGGGGCGGCCCAACCGGCUUUCUCUGGACAGCUUUAGGAUCCUACCCUGCAUGAACGAGCACCUCUUGCCCGGGGAACCCAGGAGCCCGGGCGAGUAUAUCAACAUAGACUUCAGUGAGGGCACCAAGUACUCCCCGCCGUCAGCAUCCAAUGAGAGCCAGGAGUCGUCUCUGGGCUCCUGUGGCGGCCAGCCGAGGUCCCCUCUCUCCGACUACAUGAACCUGCACCAUGUCGUCUCACACUCACCCAAGGCUGGAGACACCCCUGCCGGACGGUUGGACACGGUCCCUGAGUCAUCCCUGUGCCCUUGUCCGGAUGGGGAGGGAGUGUACCGUCUCAGAUCGAAGAGGGAUUCCAAGUUCCCCCAGAGAGGCAAGGAUGAGUACACCGAGAUGACAUUUGGACUUGGAAUGGCCAACAUGCCUCCCCAGUUCGUCCCUCAGACCUCAGCAAGUGCCAGAGAGAAGAGGCUAUCCCUGGGUGAGCAGGUCCUCCCGGGGGGCAUGGGGGUGUUCCGUCUUGGCGCUGCCACCCCCGUGGAUCCUGACGGGGCCGCCAAGGUGAUCCGGGCCGACCCCCAUGGGCGCAGGCGGCACAGCUCCGAAACCUUCUCUUCUACGGCUACCGUCACCCCCGUGUUCCCCUCGUUCGCCCAUGGGGACGCCAAACGCCACAGCUCGGUGGAGAACCUGUCGGUGCGGAGCAGCGAGAGCUCAGACGAGGAGGGUGGCAGCCCCAUGAGUAGAGAGACCUCUAUGGGCUUCCAGAAUGGACUGAACUAUAUUGCCCUGAACCUGAUGGAGGACAGGGAGGGACCUUGUUGCGAUGACCUGACCACGGUCAGCUUUAAGCCGGCCAGCAGCUGCAAGGGAGCCCUCCAUGGAUUACAUGUCGCACCGUACGUCUGUUUGGGGUUCAAGGAGGCGGUCACCUCUGUCAAAGACUGAACAGGACAGCGGACAAUCCAAGCCCUCAUCAUGCUGGCUCUGAGACGGACCGUCAUACAUUGGGGUGGCCGAGACAACCUGCUGCUGUAAAUUAAGUCAGUCGGUGCCUCGUGACCCAACAAACACCCCCACCAUGACUAACUCUCUCGCCCACGAAGGGGAAUCCUAACACUGGUGCUGUCCCAGAGACUCUGUACUAAAAAGUAGAUGGGGGUGCUCCUGUAUGUGGGGGGCCUCUAUGUGUCUAGAGGCUAUAUUUCUAGCGCUGUUUAUUUGUUUAGAAUUUUCUCUCUGGUUUUUGGUUUUGGCUCGUGGACUGUGAGUAGCCUGUCUGUUGACCCCCAGGACAUGUAAAGCAAACCAUGGUAAGGCACAGUAUGUGUACUUACACCCUCCUCAAAAGACGCGCCCCCCCCCCCCCCGCGCACACACACACACACACGGUAUGCAGAUAUUAUUUAUUUGCUUACAUGGGUAUGGAUGGGUCAAAGUUUGUGUGUGUGUAAAAACGGACACCAUGAUCGUUUCAGUAACACAUUCACUAACAAACCGUUUAAAAUAAUCCAAUCCCUACCUCAGAAAGAGCAAGGUAUGAGAAACGUAUAGAUAUAUUUAGGUUCUAUUUAUUUUGGAAUGUUUCAUGUAGACCAACCCAAAGCCUUGUCUCUGUGGUUCUAUUUGUACCGCACAACAAAGAAAAUAUGAUUUAUUCUACUAUUUUCUUAAAUCUAAUUUAAUCUUAGCAUGCUUUAUUGUGCUACAGUUGAAGUCGGAGGUUUACAUACACCUUAGCCAACUACAUUUAAACUCAGUUUUUCACAAUUCCUGACAUUUAAUCCUAGUAAAAAUUCCCUGUCUUAGGUCAGUUAGGAUCACCACUUUAUAAGAAUGUGAAAUGUCACAAUAAUAGUAGAGAAUGAUUUAUUUCAGCUUUAAUUUCUUUCAUCACAUUCCCAGUAGGUCAGAAGUUUACAUACACUCAAUUAGUAUUUGGUAGCAUUGCCUAUAAAUUGUUGAACUUGGGUCAAACGUUUCGGGUAGCCUUCCACAAUAAGUUGGGAGAUUUUUGGCCGAUUCCUCCUGACAGAGCUGGUGUAACUGAGUCAAGUUUGUAGGCCUCCUUGCUCGCACACGCUUUUUCAGUUCUGUCCACAAAUGUUCUAUAGGCUUGAGGUCAGGGCUUUGUGAUGGCCACUCCAAUACCUUGACUUUGUCGUCCUUAAGCUAUUUUGCCACAAUUUUGGAAGUAUGCUUGGAGUCAUUGUCCAUUUGGAAGACCCAUUUGUGACCAAGCUUUAACUUCUUGACUGAUGUCUUGAGAUGUUGCUUCAAAAUAUACACACAAUUUACCUGCCUCAUGAUGCCAUCUAUUUUGUGAAGUGCACCAGUCUCUUCUGCAACAAAGCACUCCCACAACAUGAUGCUGCCACCACCGCGCUUCACAGUUGGGAUGGUGUUCUUCGGCUUGGAAGCCUACCAUUGUUUCAUCCAAACGUAACGAAGGUCAUUAUGGCCAAACAGUUCAAUUUUUGUUUCAUCAGACAUUUCUCCAAAAAGUAUGAUCUUUGUCCCCAUGGGCAGUUGCAAACCGUAGUCUGGUUUUUAAGGGCGGUUUUGGAGCAGUGGCUUCUUCCUUGUUGAGCGGCCUUUCAGGUUAUGUCGAUAUAGGACUCGUUUUACUGUGGAUAUAGAUACUUUUGUACCUGUUUCCUCCAGCAUCUUCACAAAGUCCUCUGCUGUUGUUCUGGGAUUGAUUUGCACUUUUCGCACAAAAAGUACGUUCAUCUCUAAGAGACAGAACGCAUCUCCUUCCUGAGCGGUAUGACGGCUACGUGGUCCCAUGGUGUUUAUACUUGCGUACUAUUGUUUGUACAGAUGAACGUGGUACCUUCAGACAUUUGGAAAUUGCUCCCAAGGACUAACCAGACUUGUGGAGGUCUACAAUUGUUUUCUGAGGUCUUGGCUGAUUUCUUUUGAUUUUCCCCUGAUGUCAAGCAAAGAGGCACUGAGUAUGAAGGUAGGCCUUGAAAUACAUCCACAGGUACACCUCCAUUUGACUCAAAUGAUGUCAAUUAGCCUAUCAGAAGCUUCUAAAGCCAUGACAAGAUUUUCUGGAAUUUUCCAAGCUCUUUAAUGGCACUGUCAACGUAGUGUAUGUAAACUUCUGACCCACUGGAAUUGUGAUACAGUGAGUUAUAAGCGAAAUAAUCUGUCUUAACAAUUGUUGGAAAAAUUACUUGUGUCAUGCACAAAGUAGAUGUCCUAACCGACUUUCCAAAACUAUAGUUUGUUAAUUAACAAGAAAUUUGUGGAGUGGUUGAAAAACGAGUUUUAAUGACUCCAACCUAAGUGUAUGUAAACUUCCGACUUCAACUGUGUAUGAUAUUGUGAGGAUAAUAAUGAUACAAUUUAAGAGGAUUUAUUACUAGUUCCAGUUAGGUGAGAAAUGCAUAUUAAAGUACAUUCAUGUAGGAAGAACGCAAAGAUGUUGGUCUGUGUACUUGGUCUGUGUACUUCCUAGUAGUAGUCAGAACCUCGGCUAUCCCAGGCAUUUACUGUAUAUGCAAUACAUUACGCAUGAUCCCUAGCUCUAACCUGAUUACAUGGUAGAACAUCUCAAUGAUAUAUAGUUAUGGGGUUAGAACCACAUGAUUUUGGUUCAUGGGGAUUGCCACUGCUGCUGUAAGCACGAGGAGUACCUAGAGCAAGGGUCCUGUUCAUUAGGCAUAAAAUGGACUGAAACAACCAGAGACUACUUGGACUUCUAAACGUUUGGUGCCCUAAUGAACACUACCCAAUUUAUACACCUAUUUCUCACAAUUUGUUAGAUUGUAAUACACUAGAGACACAUCUGAAUGUAUCAAAGCACUCGGUGUCGUAGAAAACGACAAUUGAAAAUUAUGUGGGAGGGGGAGAAAUUUUUCAAACUGUAUUAUUUAAUAUGUAUUACACUUGUGAUUUAUUUUCUCUGCAAAGGCCUUUUUGUGUAGAUUAUGUACAUAAGAGUUUAUCUGAAAUAUGUCGAUUUUGAAGAGAUACAUUUAGUCAGGUUGCAAUGAAAUUACUAAACAAUGUAAAGAAAAUAUUUUUCAAAACUAGUUUUUGAAUUGUAAAAUGUAUGCUUUUACCUCCUCACAGUAACUUGUGAAUACAUCUAUAAUAUUUAAAAAGAGAAAUACCUUCAGUAUAUUUUGUUAUCUUUGCCUUGUUGAUAACAAUUUACCCAUAUGGCAUAUGCAAUAGUGAAAUACAUUAACUUAGUUUGGAACCAAAUGUUGGUAUAUUUGUAAAUAAAAAUUAUUAAGCAAACUAUUUUGCCCUUAGUAUAUUUAUUUCGGCCAACUUUUGAUGCUGUUUUUGUUACUGGAAACGUAUAGUGUAUAUACAGUGGGGCAAAAAAGUAUUUAGUCAGCCACCAAUUGUGCAAGUUCUCCCACUUAAAAAGAUGAGAGAGGCCUGUAAUUUUCAUCAUAGGUACACUUCAACUAUGAAAGACAAAAUGAGAAGAAAAAAAAUCCAGAAAAUCACAUUGUAGGAUUUUUAAUGAAUUUAUUUGCAAAUUAUGGUGGAAAAUAAGUAUUUGGUCACCUACAAACAAGCAAGAUUUCUGUCUCUCACAGACCUGUAACUUCUUCUUUAAGAGGCUCCUCUGUCCUCCACUCGUUUCCUGUAUUAAUGGCACCUGUUUGAACUUGUUAUCAGUAUAAAAGACACCUGUCCACAACCUCAAACAGUCACACUCCAAACUCCACUAUGGCCAAGACCAAAGAGCUGUCAAAGGACACCAGAAACAAAAUUGUAGACCUGCACCAGGCUGGGAAGACUGAAUCUGCAAUAUGUAAGCAGCUUGGUUUGAAGAAAUCAACUGUGGGAGCAAUUAUUAGGAAAUGGAAGACAUACAAGACCACUGAUAAUCUCCCUCGAUCUGGGGCUCCACGCAAGAUCUCACCCCGUGGGGUCAAAAUUAUCACAAGAACGGUGAGCAAAAAUCCCAGAACCACACGGGGGGAGCCUAUUGAAUGACCUGCAGAGAGCUGGGACCAAAGUAACAAAGCCUACAAUCAGCAAGGGCAUUGAAGGUGAAACGUGGCUGGGUCUUUCAGCAUGACAAUGAUCCCAAACACACCGCCCGGGCAACGAAGGGGUGGCUUCGUAAGAAGCAUUUCAAGGUCCUGGAGUGGCCUAGCCAGUCUCCAGAUCUCAACCCCAUAGAAAAUCUUUGGAGGGAGUUGAAAGUCUGUGUUGCCCAGCAACAGCCCCAAAACAUCACUGCUCUAGAGGAGAUCUGCAUGGAGGAAUGGGCCAAAAUACCAGCAACAGUGUGUGAACCUUGUGAAGACUUACAGAAAACGUUUGAUCUCUGUCAUUGCCAACAAAGAGUAUAUAACAAAAUAUUGAGAAACUUUUGUUAUUGACCAAAUACUUAUUUUCCACCAUAAUUUGCAAAUAAAUUCAUAAAAAAUCCUACAAUGUGAUUUUCUGGAUUUUUUUUCUUCUCAUUUUGUCUGUCAUAGUUGAAGUGUACCUAUGAUGAAAAUUACAGGCCUCUCUCAUCUUUUUAAGUGGGAGAACUUGCACAAUUGGUGGCUGACUAAAUACUUUUUUGCCCUACUGUAUAUUCAACCGUGCUCUCACUUGUAGUGUUCAUCUUCUGUUUCUUACUUGAGAAGAUUGAAAUGUGAACUAUACUGCCCUACCAAGCAAAAAAGGCAGAAACUGCUUGUUUAGUUGAAAAUGAGUUGUCAUUUUUGCUACAUUAAAUACCUGCUUAAUCAUGUGGACAAGUAUCCUGCCUCUAUUGUGUUUUGGAGAAAAUGGGGGUCAUGUUAGCUGUAACUGCAUAAAGUAAAUGUGACAGCAAGGUUAAUAAAAGCCAUUUUUCUCAGUU
This is a messenger RNA of Salvelinus fontinalis (brook trout), 8342 nucleotides long. RefSeq names its product insulin receptor substrate 2-like. Gene Ontology annotation, biological process: insulin receptor signaling pathway. Gene Ontology annotation, cellular component: cytosol; plasma membrane. Bases 248 to 3454 code for a protein of 1068 amino acids. Gene Ontology annotation, molecular function: insulin receptor binding; phosphatidylinositol 3-kinase binding. The transcript has 3 exons. The record is from RefSeq and is a predicted model, not a curated record. NCBI's taxonomy places the organism in Eukaryota, Metazoa, Chordata, Actinopteri, Salmoniformes, Salmonidae.